GCCACGGUCCACAGAAGAGGAUAAAAAAUAAAACCCAGAGACUAACUAACACCAAAGAACGCCGCCCCAAGAACUUUAAAUUAUAUUUGUUUAAUAUAUUUUUUUUUUUUUGCCAAACCAUUUUGGCCCCAGUGUUACGGUGGUGUGUUCGUUGUUAGUAGUGUGCCAUGAUGUUGCAGGAUAAAGGAUGGAUCCCGGUGACCCUGGUCACACUGGUGAUCACCCUGAUCACGCCCUCGUGGGCUGCCUACAAGCUCCAGGAACGCUAUAGCUGGAACCAACUGGACUUCGCCUUCCCGAAUGCCCGAUUGAAGGAGCAGGCCCUCGCCAGUGGCGAUUAUAUUCCACAAAAUGGUCUUCCCGUUGGCGUCGAGCACUUUGGCAAUCGACUAUUCGUCACAGUUCCUCGCUGGCGAGACGGAAUCCCAGCCACUCUGACUUAUAUAAACAUGGAUCGCAGCCUGACGGGCUCACCGGAACUGAUUCCCUAUCCCGAUUGGCGAUCGAAUACCGCUGGAGAUUGUGCGAACAGCAUAACGACCGCGUAUCGCAUCAAAGUCGACGAGUGCGGUCGUCUGUGGGUUUUGGACACUGGAACCGUGGGCAUUGGCAAUACCACCACCAAUCCCUGCCCCUACGCCGUGAAUGUUUUCGAUCUGACCACGGAUACGCGAAUCCGGAGAUACGAACUUCCUGGUGUGGACACCAAUCCGAAUACCUUCAUCGCCAAUAUUGCCGUGGAUAUUGGCAAGAGUUGCGACGAUGCCUAUGCCUAUUUUGCCGAUGAACUGGGCUAUGGCCUGAUUGCCUACUCGUGGGAAUUGAAUAAAUCCUGGCGGUUCUCGGCCCAUUCGUACUUCUUCCCCGAUCCUCUGAGGGGCGAUUUCAAUGUGGCCGGCAUUAAUUUCCAAUGGGGCGAGGAGGGCAUCUUUGGCAUGUCCCUGUCGCCGAUUCGUUCGGACGGCUAUCGUACCCUGUACUUCAGUCCCUUGGCCAGUCAUCGACAGUUUGCCGUUUCCACGAGGAUUCUGCGAGAUGAGACCAGGACAGAGGAUAGCUACCAUGAUUUUGUGGCCCUCGAUGAACGUGGUCCGAAUGCCCAUACCACUUCGCGUGUGAUGAGCGACGAUGGCAUCGAGUUGUUUAAUUUAAUCGAUCAAAAUGCCGUCGGUUGCUGGCACUCUUCGAUGCCCUACUCACCGCAAUUCCAUGGCAUUGUGGAUCGCGAUGAUGUGGGCCUGGUCUUUCCGGCCGAUGUGAAGAUUGAUGAGAAUAAAAAUGUUUGGGUUCUAUCGGAUCGCAUGCCAGUCUUUUUGCUCUCCGAUCUGGAUUAUGCUGAUACCAAUUUCCGUAUUUACACCGCACCGCUGGCCACACUGAUUGAGAAUACUGUGUGUGAUUUGAGGAAUAAUGCCUACGGGCCACCGAAUACGGUUUCGAUACCCAAGCAAGCAGCUGCUCUGCCCAUCGGUCCACCGUUGUACACCAAACAAUAUCGUCCUGUUUUGCCACAGAAACCGCAGACCAGUUGGGUCUCAUCGCCACCGCCCCCGAGUCGCACUUAUUUGCCAGCCGGAAAUCCGGGAAAUGUGGUAUCCAGCAUCAGUGUAACCUCGAAUACAGUGGGUCCUGCCGGUGUUGAGGUGCCAAAGGCUUACAUUUUCAAUCAGCACAAUGGAAUUAAUUACGAGACAAGCGGUCCCCAUCUGUUUCCCACCCAUCAACCGGCUCCAUCGAUCGGUCAGGAUGGCCUGAAAACCUAUGUGAACGCCCGCCAAUCUGGAUGGUGGCACCACCAGCAUCAGGGUUAAGCAUUAACCCAUAUCUUCCCACUCACUCUCGCUUCUUGUAUAGGAUAUUUAAUGACAAAACACUCUCAUGAGCAAAAUGAAACCAUAAACACAGGGCAACAGCGGUUAUUUGAUAAAACAACAAAAAAUCACACGAUGUAUUGGCAAGUGGCAAAUCGAGUAUUUCCCCUAGCUUUG
This is a messenger RNA of Drosophila takahashii, 1988 nucleotides long. It is a transcript of the gene y, whose product is annotated as L-dopachrome tautomerase yellow. Gene Ontology annotation, cellular component: extracellular region. NCBI's taxonomy places the organism in Eukaryota, Metazoa, Arthropoda, Insecta, Diptera, Drosophilidae. The record is from RefSeq and is a predicted model, not a curated record.